Molecule: messenger RNA, 2525 nt
Organism: Neoarius graeffei (lesser salmon catfish)
Lineage: Eukaryota; Metazoa; Chordata; Actinopteri; Siluriformes; Ariidae
Gene: c7b
Product: complement component 7b
Exons: 18
Coding region: 1-2484 (827 amino acids)
Biological process (GO): immune response
Cellular component (GO): membrane attack complex
Molecular function (GO): protein binding
Source: RefSeq, a predicted model, not a curated record
AUGAAGAAACCUCAGCAAACUGUCAGUUCAUCCUGCCUGUUAAUCCUGCUCACAUCUUUUUCACAUAUUAGAUGUGAGAAACCAGUAAACUGCAUCUGGGGUGCUUAUGGAGAUUGGUCAGAGUGUGAUGGCUGCACAAAAACACAGGUUAGAACUCGCACGAUACAAGUUUUCCCUCAAUUUGGCGGAAGCAUUUGCACAGGAGAGGCUGUUCAAAGACAAGCAUGCGUGCCUACUAAAAGCUGUCCCCUGGAAGCAGGAUGUGGAGAUCGGUUCCGCUGCACUUCUGGUCAGUGUAUCAGCUCCACUCUGGUGUGUAAUGGUGAUCAUGAUUGCCAGGAGGAUGGUUUAGAUGAGCAGCGUUGUGCACAGUCCAGCACUAUUGUGUGUAACUUACAUAAGACUCCACCUAAUUCUGAUCUCACAGGAAAAGGGUUUGAUGUGUUGACGGGCAAGCUGAAGGCUGGUGUUAUUAACACACUUAGCUUUGGUGGCCAGUGCAGGAAAGUAUUUAGUGGGGACAACAGAGAAUUUUAUAGACUCCCACAGAGUAUCCUCAGAUACAGCUUUCAGGUGGCUGUUGACAAUGACUUUAGUGAUGAGUUCUACAACAGCUCCUGGUCCUACAUAGACCAUGUAGAGCAGCGAGAUAAAAUCAAAGGAGGCCAUGAUUACAAAACUUUCCACAAUGAACUGAAGAAGGACAAGGCCUACCAGCUCUUGAUUAUUAAGAAUGAGGUGGAAGUAGCUCAGUUCCAGAACAACAUCCCGGAGUACCUCCCACUUUCUGAGGAGUUUUGGAGAGCUCUAUCUGUUCUGCCCAGCACAUACGAUCCAGCAGCUUACCGCUCGCUCCUGCAACUCUACGGCACACACUACAUGGCUGAGGGCUCUUUAGGUGGAGAGUACCAGGUCCUGCUGGAGUUUGACUCCCAGUUUAUGAGUGAAAUGAGUCAAACAGAUACUGAUUUUCACAAGUGUGUCACACGUGUCAAGAGACGUCUGUUCCGAAAGAAGAGAACGACCAAAUGUGAGAAACUGGUCCAGUCAAUUAGGAGUUACAAAGAGCAAAGCAGCCAGACGUUGCCAGUGAAGACCAACAUAAUUGGAGGGCAUGGUGCUUACGUGACUGGUUUAGGCCAACUGGACCUGGAGAACCCUGAGCAAAACCAUGCCAUGUACGCUAAAUGGGCUGGCUCAGUCAAGGACUUCCCUCAGGUGAUCAAACAGAAGUUGAGGCCAAUCUAUGAGUUGGUCAAGGAGGUACCAUGUGCACAGCUGAAGAAGCUACACCUGAAGAGGGCGCUGGAAGCCUACCUUGAGGAACAGAGCCCAUGCCACUGUAAGCCAUGCCACAACAAUGGAAGGCCUGUGCUGAGUGAUGGAGUGUGUACCUGUGUGUGCAAACCUGACACCAGUGGCAUAUCCUGCCAGAAUGGUCACAUCCUUGGAGAACAGCCAGGAGUUGUUCAUGGCAGUUGGAAUUGCUGGUCAGCCUGGUGGACUUGUUCUCAAGGUCAGAAAUCAAGGACUCGCACAUGUAAUAAUCCUGUACCAAGAAAUGGAGGCAAGAAUUGUGUAGGCCCUUCCAUUGAGCACAAAGCCUGUGAGGACCCAAAUCUUGAACACUUAAGAUUUAUGGAGCCACAUUGUUUUGAUCCAUCCCUGACCCCAGUGAAGUCUUGCAAGGUUCCACCUCCUCUUCGAAAUGGAUUUGUUUUGAACCCUAAAGAUGCUUAUGCAGUUGGCAGUAAGAUUGAAUACACCUGCAUUGAAGGAUAUUACCAUGUCGGGGAUACUGUUGCUGAAUGUACAGAGGGCCUGAACUGGAGAAGAGGGCAAACGGAGUGCAAGAGAACUUCAUGUGAUGCUCCACAACUCUCUAAUCGUGUCAUCGCCUCACCCUUGAAACAGACCUAUUUGAUAGGACAGACUCUGUCCUUGUCGUGUCCCAGUGGAAUGCAGCUCGAGGGACAGCAGGAGAUAACCUGUCGUGCCAGUCUCAGCUGGUUUCCAAUACCCAACAAGUUUAAAUGCAACCCAGUGGUCCAGCUAGAGUCAACCCUGAGCUGCAAGCCAUGGGAGAAACCUGGUCAGAGCCAGUGUGUGUGCAAAAUGCCAUAUGAAUGCAGAUCUUCUUUGCAAGUGUGUGCCAGUGUGCGUCCCGACCUUGUGAACCGACUGGGUGUUUGCCAGCUUGGUGCCCUGCAGUGUCUAGGCCGGACAUUCUCUCUGCUUCAGGACACUUUGUGUGAUUGGCCAGAGACCAAAUUCACAUCCUGUCAAGACUGCAAGCCAUGGGAGGAGUGCACUGGUGUGGAGUGUAAUUGUAAAGACCCAGAGGAUUGCCCAGAAGAACCUGCCCACCUUUGUGUGUCUGUACAGAAUGGCACCCAUGAGUCUACGACAGAGUGUGAGGCUGGGGCUUGGAGGUGCUCUGGGAAAGACGUCAGAAUUGUCAACAUUGGAAAAUGUCCAAAUUGAACUAAUUCAAUAUAAGCUUCAUAUAAACCUUUCUACUUUAU